ACAGACUAACGCCGACCCAUCCACAGUCGGGAGCAGCUAAUAUUUGAUCUAGGGCCUGUUCUUCAGAGACCACUCAACAUACCCUCACCUCCAUAUACGCUUGCACCCAGCAAGUAAAUAAUGUCACCUCCAAUCCCCCAACCACGCCAACGGACUCGCAGCCAGCCCCUCUUCAAGCCAGCUGUGAUCCUCCAUGGUGGUGCAGGGAACAUCCAACACUCACGUCUCCCUCCAGAGCUAUAUAAGCAAUACCGCACAUCACUCCUCACCUACCUCCGUUCCACCACCGCCCUGCUAAAUGCGGAUAUAGAAGAGGAGGAACCAUCUAUUAAUGCCAAGAAUGAUGCUGUCGAUGACAACAUGCGCAUCUCUCCUGCAAGCGCGCUAAAUGCUGCAGUGCACGCCGUUUCACUCAUGGAAGACAACGAGCUCUUCAACUGCGGCCGCGGUAGCGUGUUUACGUCUGCGGGCACGAUUGAGAUGGAGGCUUCCGUUAUGGUUGCAUCAUUGCUCAACGAUGAGGACAGUGUUGAUGAUUUUAAUAAUAGUGAGGUCAAUUGCUUAGCAUCGGAGAAAACACCAGGAUCUAUAAAGCGCGGGGCCGGCGUGAUGCUUGUUCGCAAUGUGAGGCAUCCGAUUCAGUUGGCAAAAGAAGUGUUGCUUAGGACAGGCUAUGCGAGUGAUGGUGAUGGUGAUGGAGGUAACAUGCACUCGCAGCUUAGUGGAGAGUAUGUUGAAGGUUUGGCGAGAGAUUGGGGGAUGGAGUUUUGUCCGGAUGAUUGGUUUUGGACGAAGAAGAGGUGGGAUGAGCAUCGACGGGGGUUGAAGAAGGGGAAGACAAGAGGAAGGAUGACUGAUGGUAGGAAUAUGGGAGCUGACGUAGAGGUGAGAGGCGAGGGGGAAGCUGAUGAUGGCGAUGGGCUGUAUCUGAGCCAGGGAACAGUUGGGUGUGUCUGUCUCGAUCGUUGGGGUAAUAUUGCUGUCGCAACUAGUACGGGUGGUUUGACGAAUAAAUGCCCUGGUCGGAUUGGGGAUACUCCAACAUUGGGAGCGGGAUUCUGGGCGGAGGCGUGGGAUGUUGAAGGGGUGGAGGGGCUAUCAAAUAUGAGUGACAGCUCUAAUAGUGUGUGCGCUAGUGGCAGGGAUAGGUCGAAAGGCUGUAUCCAACUGAAAAGGGACACGAUGAAUUAUCAAACCCAAGAUGGGCGUGACAAUCUGCUUGCAUAUCAAGCUAGCUCUUCUACCACUACCACCACUUCUUCGUAUCGGAUGGGAUCCCAAUGGCGAUCUGAUUUCGAUUCAAAUAGCGCCUUCACUUUAAUCCGCGACUGUUUCUCUUCUUCCCCACCCCCACCAGGAUAUGCCGCUUUAGAACCAUCUAAGUAUCCUGUUGAAAAGUUUCCACUGGGAAAAUCCACUUCCAGCCCGCACACAGACUUCAACCCUCAUCGCUACAGUCAACCUCAACGCCGACGAAUCCUUGCCCUUUCAGGUACAGGGAACGGUGACUCUUUCCUCCGCACAGCUGCCACACGCACUGCAGCUGCGAUGGUCCGCUUUGGAUCUGCUCAAAACUCUAUCUCGCUGGCACAGGCAGUCACUGCUGUCGCAGGGCCCGGUGGGGAGCUCCAGCGUUCGGCGGGGAGGCGGUGGGGGAAGACUGGAGAGGGGGAGGGAGGAAUUAUUGGGAUUGAAGCAGAGGUGGAAACCGAUGAGCAGACAUUGGGCGAAGGAAAGUUGCGGAGGGGAAAAGUCGUGUUUGAUUUUAAUUCAACGGGGAUGUUUCGGGCUUGGAUGGAGGAGAAGGAUGGGAAAGACGUGGAGAGGAUGAUGGUGUUUCGGGAUGACUAUGAGUGAUUUUAUGACUGGAUGGGUGUGUGCAUGCAUGAGGAGCAAUAUGGAAUAUACUUGUCCUUCGUGGUCCAUCAUAUUGGAUUCAUGAAACGAGAAAUGCCCGCCAUGUUCUGCUAAUCGCUACAUCCACGACGCUUGAACUAUUAAGAAGGAAAAAGAAAUUCACAUUCUUCUUCCUCGAUCUCGAUCUCCGCCACUAUGGGUUUAUGAACGCAAAAAAUUCAUUCGGAACUGAACUUCUGCUAAACGGCAUUGCCGUGUUAUCUCUGCUGUCGGUGGGUCGCAACACAGGCGUAUCGUCUUGAAAAUAAAUGGCAAUGGGGAUAUAAAGGAAGCGCAGAAGCCAAGGAAUUUUUCACUUUAUCAACUGCCCCAACUACAUACAUGAGAUGGCUCCAAAACCGGUCCAGCAUCCCUUGCGAACAGGUUUUCCCUCCUGACAGGGCUGCUGAAAGCAUCAGUUUGGUUUCCACUCCGUACAGCCAUCCCAUUCUAGCAGAUAUUGACUCUACUUGAAGUGCCUUGCAUAGUGGCCAUUCAUCCUCGACUUCUUCUCGGUGUGGUUGGCCCGCCAAAUUCCAUGUCCCAUCUCGUUGUGGGCGGACUAAACAGUAGUGUCGGAUAUAUUGGAAAUUGUCAUGGAUGAGGCGGCUCUGUCGGCUCUGCUACCUUGUAUGUACCAGAGUUAGGGAGGGACAUGAUGCAGCCUCAAGUCUUAAACGCACCUUGCGGAAGUCGACAACGGGCGAACUAUCCUUAGCGAUGGCAUUAACUCACCCCGCGUAAAGCCAUGCUGACCAUCCAUAUCUCUCCUCUGAGGUAACCUGACGUCCUAUGCAUAUCAGGGAUAUAAACCAAUAUCAAUAUCACUAACGAAGGUGUGGAGCCGCAAGUCUGCUGCUCAGUUUCCUAUCAGGUCUUCAGAGUGAAGUGCCACGUCCCCAUAAGGCUUUAUCGUAUGCCUUUGCGCUCGUCCAGUUCUAGCAGAUUGGGCGAUUCAUUGGGCGAUGGCGAUGUUUUUGGGCAUCUCGGAUGGAGGUUGAGGCAAUGUGGAAUGCAUACUAACAUGUAACAUGUACAUUUUGUGCGCUAUCGCGCAUAUAACCAGACAGAAUGUCCAAGCCUACAAUUCUGCCGCCUUCGCCACGGCCCGAAGUGAGAUAAAUUCAAAUCAACAUUGAAGGAUUGGAAAUUACGCUCGGUAAACCUGACUUUUUGCACACGACCAAGAGUCCACCUUUUGUCUUAAAGAUUGAGAGUGUACGCUAUGAUACAUACAACAUAACCGUCACAUCAGAGUAACUCAAUUCCUUUACAGAAUAUUAAGAGGGAAAUUUCACACCGCCUAUCCGUACGGGUAGUCAGGUAUUUAAAGUCUUAUUUAAAAUUAUACGCUAUAGCAGCCGCCAGCUGAUUGUUGAAAUGCUACGGCUCAAUUUCUAAUGCUCAGAUACUCAGUGAUAUAGAUCUAGAGAACUCUGAAAUACAUGUAGUAGAUCUCUGCCGUACGAUCCCGAAUUCACAACUACCCCAUCCUCGGGCACUCCGAGAGGCCCAUGCCUGAUCCUAAGCUCCUUUCCUGGAUCCAACAACUCCAUUUCAAAUCUCCAAACCGUAACCGCCACCAAACAGGCCAACUCUGCCUGUCCAAAUGCUGCUCCGAUACAGCUCCGCGGUCCAUGAAAAAGUGUAACAAAUACAUAGUUGCUAGUUGCUCCGCCUGAAUUGGCAUUUCCAGGGCCCAUCCAGCGCUCUGGAUUAAAUAUUCCCGCAUCUGGUCCCCACAGUUCGGGAUCGUGGUCCGUGACUGCAGGUGAAAUAGAAAUGAUGGUUCACUUUGGAAUGAAAGUGUCAACACCGUGUCUCUGACCGCCUCACGUUGUAAAUAGGGAGAGGGGGGUAGAAGAGGAGUGUUUCAUUGCAAACAGCAUGUAUUUAGGGGAGGGAGUCAAUGAGGGAGGCGGAAAUAGGUGCCGGGGAGUCAAAUGAAAUCGAUGGCGGGGAGGACCGAACUUCUUCUCGAAGGCGAGUUUGGAUUGCAGGAUACUUGCAGAGGGCAUAAAUAACAGGUUGAAAAGUAGCAGAUGUUGACUGAUGCCCGGCAGCAAGAAACGUCAUGAUUUGGUGGAUAAAUUCCCCACUUUCCAUCGCAACAGAAAUUAUAUCUAUGUAUCCAGCUUCUUUAUUCUCUAUCUUCUGCUGCUUAUCGUGGAGAAGGCGUUCGCAGAAGUUUCAGACGUAUCGACCACCUUCUUGAACAUCGCGGUUGUGUUUUAUUGGUAAGCGGGUGAAAAGUCUUGGGCUAAUACGAGAGAAAAAAAACUGGGCAAACAAUGUGAAAGUUGAUACCAGUGGGAAAAUCUUUCCACAUUCGAUACUAAGCCUGCUUGUCGG
Molecule: messenger RNA, 4248 nt
Organism: Blastomyces gilchristii SLH14081
Lineage: Eukaryota; Fungi; Ascomycota; Eurotiomycetes; Onygenales; Ajellomycetaceae
Product: asparaginase
Exons: 1
Coding region: 121-1857 (578 amino acids)
Molecular function (GO): hydrolase activity
Source: RefSeq, a predicted model, not a curated record